This is a messenger RNA of Striga hermonthica, 1332 nucleotides long. The record is from the annotation of a GenBank genome assembly. Lineage: Eukaryota; Viridiplantae; Streptophyta; Magnoliopsida; Lamiales; Orobanchaceae.
AUGCUUUCGGAUAGAGAGCAAAACAUGGCCUCGAUCGAUAGGUUGAGCAGCUUGUCGGACGAAGUCGUAUGCCACAUUCUCUCUUUUAUCGAGACAAAGCUCUCGGUGGCGACAAGUGUUCUCGAAAAAAGAUGGAGGUUUCUAUGGGCCCAUGUACCCUGUUUGCAUUUCAGAGGGAUCGAUUUCUGGAAAGAAGGAACACAAGACUCAGAUGAUUUCUCGGAAGAAGAAACACAAGACUCGGACGAAGAAGGAAUACAAGCCUCGGACAUCAUCCACAGGGUUAUAUUGCAGCACAAGUCAAAAAGAAUGGAUACUUUAACACUCGAUUGCAUCAACUCCAACGAGUAUCAAUUGGAGACGUUGAUUAGAGCUGUCAUCGACCAUGGUAUCCGGAAUCUUUAUCUUGAACUUGACUUGGACACAUUCCCUCGCUACAUCUUCAACUGCAAAACCAUUGUCGACUUGAAGCUUCAUUUCUAUAGAGCGUUAUUGUCCCUGUCUGCUGUGGAGAAUGUCUCAUUGCCUAGCCUCAAGAAGUUUCAUGGUAUUAAUGUUGUGUGGGAGAAUGAUGAAGCCCUCCCUCUCUUUCUUUCCGGCUGUCCGUCCCUUGAGGAGUUGAAUAUGGCGCUCACAUCUGUGAAAGAAAAUGAUUAUGUGGGCUGCAUAACUAUAUCAUCACCCACAAUAAAGAGGUUUAAGCUGUAUCUUAAAGAUUUGACCUGUGACCCUAAAUGUAGGAUGAUAUUAAAUGCCCCGGCCCUUAGGUAUCUCCAAGUGGAUGGCUAUAAGUUGGGGUCUAUAACAGUUCCUAUAACCAUGGUCUCCUUAGUUGAGGCGGAUUUGCGCUUACGAAGUUACAAUACCGCGAUUGUGCAUUUUCUUCAGUGUUAUGUAAAGUUGGAGACCGCCAAGAAGUGCCUCCGUGUGUCCUCUGGGCCCGUGCUUGGGAGACUCACACUCGACGCAAGGAGAUUUUAUUACGUCAAGUGUAUAGGAAUGAAGGAAGUGCACGUACAUGGUGAAGAUAAUUUCUCCCGGGCUGAGAUGUCUCGAGAUACGGGACUUGGCGGCCACGGCAUCCUCGGUCGGGUUUCAAGUACACGCAUUGUGCCUGGCUUCGAGUCUUCGGGAGUAAGGAUCUAUGGGUUCGGAUGCCGAGAGCAUGAGUUUGAGCUAGUGAGGUAUCUUUUGGGGAAUGCCAAAGUUUUAACGGCGGUGGUGAUUUAUUUUCGCCACCUUCGAGUCGGUUGUAGGAAGAAAUUGUACGCGGUUAAGAUGAUUAUGUUGUUCGAGCGAGUGUACGCCAACUGUGAGUUUGCUCUCGAUUGA